AUGGCGACGAAACACUUCUUCCCCGACACUCACAAUCUCGUCGUGCGUGGUCUCGAGUCUCUGGUAGCCAAAAACCCACAUCUCGCCCUCGAUGCCGCCAACAAAGUCGUGUACCUCCCCUCACACUCAACCCAAAAAGUUUCCGUCCUGUCUGGUGGAGGUGCAGGCCAUGAACCCGCAUGGUGCGGCUACGUUGGCAAUGGUCUACUCUCCGCUGCCAUCAGUGGCGAGGUAUUUGCUUCUCCCAGCACAAAGCAGAUCAUGGCUGCUGUGGAAAAGGUUCCCAGUGACAAGGGUGUGAUAUUGUGUAUCACAAACUACACAGGAGACAAUUUGCAUUUUGGUUUGGCGAGAGAAAAAGUGGCUGGAUCGGGGAGAAAAGUGGGUAUGUUGAGGAUGACGGAUGAUGUUGGUUUAGGCAGGGAAAAGACGAGCAAAUUGGGAAGGAGAGGAUUGGCUGGAAAUAUGUUUGUACUCAAACUUUGCGGCGCCGCUGCCGAAGAGGACUAUGAUUUCGACACUUGCUUUGCGAUCGGCGAGAGCGUCAAUGGUCACUGUGUCACCAUUGGAUCGUCGCUUGAUUACUGUCAUAUCCCUGGACGAGCACAUCACGAAUCCCUACCUGCCAACACUCUCUCCGUGGCUCAAGGUAUUCACAACGAAGCCGGACUUCACGAGAAAGAGAUCCCACCACCAGACGAACUCAUCCAAGAGCUGCUGCGCUACCUCCUCGACGAAAACGACAAGGACCGUGCCUUCGUCAACUUCACAUCAAACGACGAGGUUGCUCUGCUCAUCAACAACUUCGGCGGCUUGUCCAACCUUGAGCUCGAAGCCUUGACGGCUCUGACUAUCAGUCAUCUCAAGUCGGACUGGAACAUUUCGCCAACAAGAGUGUAUGCACAACCAUUUGAGACGUCGCUUAAUGCACCGGGCUUCAGCAUUUCUUUGCUGAACUUGAGUGGUGUCGCCAAAGAGACAAAGAUGAAACAAGAAACGCUUUAUGCUUUGUUGGACAGAGACACCAAUGCACCAGCUUGGCCAAGGAACUCGUACGGCCAAGUCAGAGUUGACAGCCCAACACAAAGAAGAGCUUCGCUCGCCGGACACGAGACGGCUUCAUUUGGCCCAAAGCUGGAUGUGGCGACUCUUGAGGGAGCCCUCAGAAGCGCAUGCGAAGCAGCGGUAGCAGCCGAGCCCGACAUCACCAAAUGGGACAUCGUCAUGGGCGACGGUGACUGUGGCGAAGCAGUCGAGGGAAUGUGCAAGGGCGUCCUCUCACAGCUUUCGUCAGGCCUCGUCUCACGACAUGACGGAGCGUUGUUGCCCAUCAUGGACGAAAUCGAGAGCGGAAUCGAAGAGAUUGGAGGCACGCUUGGAGCCAUUAUCAGCAUCUUGCUCGCUUCGUGGACGUCUGACCUCAAGAACACGUAUCGCGCCGAUCCUUCUCUGAAGUUUGACGAGCAUGUCGCAGGACACAGUGCAGGGCAGGCAUUGAAGAACCUGCAGACGUAUACACCGGCGCGUGUGGGCGGACGAACAGUCAUGGACACGCUGAUUCCCUUCUGUGAGACGCUGUCGCAGCUGGGCGACUUGAAAGCGGCGGUAAUCGAAGCGGUUAAAGGCGCAGACAAGACCGAGGGCAUGCCUGCCGUGUACGGAAGAGCGACGUACGUUGGCGACAAGAUCAGUGAAAAGGAUGUUCCGAGGGACCCCGGUGCAUACGCCGCCUCGGUUUUCCUGCAAGGUCUAUGGGACGGGCUGAAAAACAAGCUGUAG
This is a messenger RNA of Aureobasidium melanogenum CBS 110374, 1779 nucleotides long. Its product is annotated as Dak1-domain-containing protein. NCBI's taxonomy places the organism in Eukaryota, Fungi, Ascomycota, Dothideomycetes, Dothideales, Saccotheciaceae. Gene Ontology annotation, molecular function: glycerone kinase activity. The record is from RefSeq and is a predicted model, not a curated record. Gene Ontology annotation, cellular component: cytosol. Gene Ontology annotation, biological process: glycerol catabolic process. The transcript has 3 exons. The coding region runs from base 1 to 1779 and encodes 592 amino acids.